Molecule: messenger RNA, 2205 nt
Organism: Equus quagga
Lineage: Eukaryota; Metazoa; Chordata; Mammalia; Perissodactyla; Equidae
Gene: CIAO3
Product: cytosolic iron-sulfur assembly component 3
Exons: 11
Coding region: 88-1518 (476 amino acids)
Biological process (GO): iron-sulfur cluster assembly
Cellular component (GO): cytosolic [4Fe-4S] assembly targeting complex
Molecular function (GO): 4 iron, 4 sulfur cluster binding
Source: RefSeq, a predicted model, not a curated record
CGCUUUCCGGCAGCGUGGCGGAACAACCCCGUCGUUUUGCGCCGUUUGGCGACCCUGCGCGCGGCGGCCGGCGGCAGUGUGGCCGCCAUGGCGUCGCCCUUCAGCGGGGCGCUGCAGCUGACGGACCUGGAUGACUUCAUCGGGCCGUCUCAGGACUGCAUCAAGCCCGUGAAGGUGGAUAAGAGGCUUGGGAGUGGCGUCGCCAAGAUCCACAUCGAAGACGACGGGAGUUACUUCCAAGUUGGUCACGACGGAGGGACGCGGAAGCUGGAGAAGGCCAAGAUCUCCCUGGACGACUGUCUGGCUUGCAGUGGCUGCGUCACCUCGGCAGAGACCGUGCUCAUCACUCAGCAGAGCCAUGAGGAGCUACGGAAGGUUCUAGAUGCCAAUAAAACAGUGGCGCCCGGUCAGCAGAGGCUGGUCGUCAUUUCCGUCUCACCCCAGUCCAGAGCAUCGCUGGCAGCGAGGUUUCAGCUGAAUCCAACAGACACCGCCAGAAAAUUAACAACAUUCUUUAAAAAACUAGGGGCGCACUAUGUGUUUGACACCGCCUUCUCGAGGAACUUCAGCCUCCUGGAGAGCCAGCGAGAGUUCGUGCGGCGGUUCCGAGGACAGGCUGACUCCAAGCAGGCCUUGCCUGUGCUGACUUCCGCCUGUCCAGGCUGGAUCUGCUACGCCGAGAAGACCCACGGGACCCUCCUCAUCCCCCACCUCAGCACUGCCCGGUCCCCGCAGCAGGUCAUGGGGUCCCUGGUCAAGGACUUCUUCGCCCAGCAGCAGCGACUGACCCCUGACAAGAUCUACCAUGUGACAGUGAUGCCCUGCUACGACAAAAAGCUGGAGGCCUCCCGACCUGACUUCUUCAGCCAGGAGCACCAGACACGUGACGUGGACUGUGUCGUCACAACGGGAGAAGUCUUCAAGUUGCUGCAAGAAGAAGGGGUCUUGCUGUCAGAACUGGAGCCCACCCCCCUGGACAGUCUGUGCAGCAGCGGGUCUGCCCAGGAGCCCACCAGCCAUCAGGGUGGGGGCUCAGGGGGCUACCUAGAGCACGUGUUCCGGCAUGCGGCCCAGGAGCUCUUUGGAGUCCACGUCACUGAGGUCACCUACAGACCCCUGAGGAACAAGGACUUCCAGGAGGUGACCCUGGAGCGGGAGGGCCAGGUCCUGCUGCACUUCGCCAUGGCCUACGGCUUCCGCAACAUCCAGAACCUGGUGCAGAAGCUCAAGCGAGGGCGCUGCCCGUACCACUACGUGGAGGUCAUGGCCUGCCCCGCAGGCUGCUUGAAUGGCGGAGGCCAGCUCAAGGCCCCCGACACGGCUGACAAGGAGUUGCUCCAGCACGUCGAGAGGCUGUACAGCAUGGUCAGGACGGAGGUGCCAGAGGACGUGCCUGGGGUCCAGGAGCUGUACAAGUGCUGGUUGCAGGGCGAGGGCUCAGAGCAGGCUGGCCGCCUGCUGCACACGAGCUACCACGCGGUGGAGAAGGCCACCUCUGGCCUCAGCAUCAGGUGGUAGGAGACUUGAGGGUCUGCCAGCCCACUGCAGCCAGUACUGGGACUCCCAGGAAGGCGUGCACGGUCUCCAGCAGGAAGUCACGCCCCGAGACCCCAGAGCUGCAGGGGCGUAUUGGAAUCCGCGAGGAAACAGGCCUCAGGACCCACAGCCAGUAAAGGUGAUCUCCAGCUUGCACUCACUCAGACUCCCCGCUAUAGGAGGCUGGAGGGUCCACGGGGUCCUGGAGCCGUCCCAAGGGCCCAGGCCCAGCUCAGUGCCCUCACUCCUGGUUGUGGUGGCCCAAGUGUGUGAGGGUUUCAGCCAGUUCCAUGGAAGGCUUAAGACAGAGCAAAAGUCCCCAUUUCUAGAGUCACGCAUGAAGCUGCGGAAGGAGGGCUGUGCCAGGCUGGACCUGUCAGGAUGGUGAGCUCAUAGACCAGCGUGGAGGACACUGGUGGGAGAGGGACGCCUGGCCAUAACACUCACCUGGGGACGGAAUGCCCCCUUCACCUGGAGCCAGAUGUUCACUGUAAUGCAGCUCUGGCCUCUAGGGCCUGAGAACCUGCAUUUUCUGGGCAGAAAGCAGGCUCUGUCACCACAAGCCUCAGUGGUCUUUCCAGCUGUCUCAUAGCCACAGCUGGAUCCCCACCUACAGGGGUGGGGGGACACUUUGGGCUCGGCUCUAAUAAAGGGACCUCCCUCUGAAAA